UGGAACCUCGCACGGCGCCGGGACCUAAAAUGGCGGCGGCGCGCCCGCCCCCGCCCCUUCCGCGGGCGCCAUAGAGACGGGGCGGGCAGAGCGGCCUCCCCUCGGCGCCGCUCUGUACGCGGGCGCAGCCCCGGCUCGCUGGUGUGGGCGGGGAGGCGCUGCCGCGGCAUGGCGGGCGAGGGCGACUCUGAGCCGGAGAAGCCCUUUAAACUCCUGGGAUUUCUCGAUGUUAAAAAUAUCCCGUGUGCACGAGACUCAGUGCUCUAUGGCUCCUUGGGGUCUUUAGUUAUGGGUCUUGGACAUUUUUUAGCAACUAGUAGAGUUAGAAGAUCUUGUGAUGUUGCAGUUGGUAGCUAUAUUUGCACAAUGUUAGGAUACUGGUUUUACUGCAGGUACAACUUGGCCCAGCAAAGGAUCCGGCAAAGAAUGCUUAAAGAAGGAAUGAAAAACAGAAUGCUAUUUGAAGGCAGUUAUCUUGAUCCAGAAAAGAAAAAAACUGGCAGUGAAAGAAGUGAUUCAUAGGUUGCUCUGGAAGAGUUGUGGUUUAAUACAUCUUUGGGAAAAGGUGGUCCAAAAAAAAGUCAGUCUACACUGCAAGCCUGUGAGGUGUCUAAAACUGGUAAAUCAUUAUUUUCCUGGCAAAUGUGAGCAGGAAAUUCAUAGUGAAUCUGUUAAGUCGGUACAAGCCUUGCUUUGUUUAAUAUAUGUAUGUAUGUGACUGCACACAUUUGAAAUGACGUCUGUUGCAGAAGAUAGAUAAAUAUGAUUAUCCAUAAAUAACACAGCCAGGAUGAGAACAGUUCUCCCAGCUAGCCAGACAAUGCCCCUGCCUACAAAUGGGUCCAGGGGUCAAGUGGACUGUUCCAUCCCCCAAAAGAUGUAUGGUUCACCCUGCACCUGUACCCUUCCCUAAAACAUCAAGUGCCUGUAACCCCAUUGGCCCGAGCCUUGUUCCAGCCCACCUUGAAGCUCCUUGAAAACGGGGCUUCGAGGGGCCACACGGUCUCUUGGAACUCCCUCCCCUCUCUUGGAACUCCCCCUUUCCUUGAGCAUCCUUUUGUCUCUCUCCUCCCCCACCCUCUCAAGCCCUGCCACGUGCUGCGUCUGGGAGCACGAGGCAGGACCUUCCUGCGUCCCCAAUAAACCUGAUCCCCCAAGAGCAGCCUUGAGAGAUCUCGUCAUCAUUCACACAAACCGUCCUGGAGAGGCAGCAAUUUUCUACAGACGUCCUGUUAAACAUCUGGGAGCUGGUGUCUUCUCUUCAGGGUCUUAGAGGAGUAACAACAGUGAUUUGGGGCUGCUUUAACUUUCAUUAUAAACAGAGUGUGGUUUGUUUUAACAGAGUUGUAAUUACAUCUCAUUUAAAUAUAGGAAAAUAUUUCCAUCACCUGUUGAGUAAAUGCGUCCUUCAGUGCUAUUGUUAACAAUGCUGUUUGUAAAACAGGAAUAUUUAAACAGUAGGAGAAGGCUUUGCUUGUGCAAAGUGGGUGACAAUCAGCAGCCUUUGUAAGAUUGCAGCUGCAGGAUAACCAGAUUACAUAUGCUGUGAAGCUGCAGGAUUUCCAUCUUUCUUUGAAACUAUGAAUAAAAUCACACUUCAGAGCAGUCUAAACUACGUAACUAAAUAAUUUAUAUUUUUUUACUUCAUUAAAAAUCUUGCGAUUUAAGACAUUUCCCUACUGUUUGUGGAAUUAUAAUCUACAUUAUUUGUAAGAAGCAAUGUUUGUUUUUUCUUUCUUUAUUUUCUUUAAAGGCAUGUUCUACAAUGAUUUUUCAGUUAAAAGAAAUAUCAGCACAUAAUGUCAAGGAAACCAUCUUAUUUGGAAAUACAGUGUUAGGUCUAAGAGCAUCUUGGUAAAAGGAUGAGUGAUGACAUCACUCGCUUCUGCCUGCACAAGUGACACAAUGUUUUUAUUUUUUCAUAUAAUGAUUUAUAGUUUAUUAUGCUGUAAGCACUUUCUGGUCUAAAGGCAUGUCACCAAGCAAAAACAGUCCUUUUCCCCACCCUGUA
This is a messenger RNA of Lonchura striata (white-rumped munia), 2011 nucleotides long. RefSeq names its product cytochrome c oxidase assembly factor COX20 (gene COX20). NCBI's taxonomy places the organism in Eukaryota, Metazoa, Chordata, Aves, Passeriformes, Estrildidae. The record is from RefSeq and is a predicted model, not a curated record. Gene Ontology annotation, biological process: mitochondrial respiratory chain complex IV assembly. Gene Ontology annotation, cellular component: mitochondrial inner membrane; mitochondrion.